ACUGCCCUCUUUCUCCUUCCUACCCCAGACCUUCCCUUACCACCUCCUCCCCUCCUUGGGGAUGGCGAGGACACGGAGGGCACCCUGGGAGGUGCCUUCCCGCCUCCCCCUCCCCCGAUCGAGGAGCCUUUUCCCCCUGCACCUCUGGAGGAAGAGAUCUUCCCCUCCCCACCGCCUCCACUGGAGGAGGAGGGGGGCCCUGAAGCUCCCAUCCCGCUCCCACCACAGCCCAGGGAGAAGGUGAGCAGUAUUGAUCUGGAGAUAGACUCUUUGUCCUCACUGCUGGAUGACAUGACCAGGAAUGAUCCCUUCAAAGCCCGGGUAUCAUCUGGAUAUGUACCCCCACCCGUCUCCACUCCAUUCAUUUCCAAGACCAGUACUAAGCCUGCAGCUGCAGGCACAGCACCCCUGCCUCCUUGGAAGGCCCCUUCUAGCUCCCAGCCUGUGUCCCAGGCUCAGGCUCAGCCUCCGAGCCAGGCACAGUUCCAUGUGCAGCCCCAACCCCAGCCCCAGGCCAAGCCUCAGGUCCAGCUCCAUGUCCAGUCCCAGCCCCAGCCCCAGCCCCAGCCUGUGCCUUUGGCUAACAGUCAGCCUCGAGGUCCCCCAGCCCCACCUCCAGCCCCUAAGUUUUCUCCAGUGGCUCCCAAGUUUACUCCUGUGGCUCCCAAGUUCAGCCCUGGAGCCCCAGGUGGACCUGGGCCACAGCCCAAUCAAAAGUUAGGGCCCCCUCAAGCUCCCUCUUCCACUGGCACAGGCUCCCCUCAGCCCCCCAGCUUCACCUAUGCUCAGCAGCGGGAGAAGCCCCGCGUGCAGGAGAAGCAGCACCCAGUGCCCACACCGGCUCAAAAUCAAAACCAGGUGCGCUCCCCUGGGGCCCCAGGACCUCUUACUCUGAAGGAGGUGGAGGAGCUGGAGCAGCUGACCCAGCAGCUCAUGCAAGACAUGGAGCAUCCUCAGAGGCAGAACGUGGCCGUCAGUGAAUCCUGUGGCCGGUGUCACCAGCCCCUGGCACGUGCACAGCCCGCAGUUCGAGCUCUGGGACAGCUGUUCCACAUCACCUGCUUUACCUGUCACCAGUGUGAGCAGCAGCUGCAAGGACAGCAGUUCUACAGCGUGGAGGGGGCGCCAUAUUGUGAGGGCUGCUACACUGACACCCUGGAGAAGUGCAACACCUGUGGGCAGCCCAUCACUGACCGCAUGCUGAGGGCCACGGGCAAAGCCUACCACCCUCAGUGCUUCACCUGUGUGGUCUGCGCCUGCCCCCUGGAGGGCACCUCCUUCAUUGUGGACCAGGCCAACCGGCCCCACUGCGUCCCUGACUACCACAAGCAGUUCGCGCCCAGGUGCUCUGUCUGUGCAGAGCCCAUCAUGCCUGAGCCUGGCCGGGAGGAGACUGUGCGAGUGGUCGCUCUGGACAAGAACUUCCACAUGAAGUGCUACAAGUGUGAGGACUGUGGGAAGGCUCUAUCCAUUGAGGCGGACGACAAUGGCUGCUUCCCCCUGGAUGGCCAUGUGCUCUGCCGGAAGUGCCACACUGCCAGAACCCAGACCUGAGUGAGGACUGGCCCCUUCUUCACUGGGAGUUAAUUCCCCAUCAGCGGACCACCCACACUGAGACCACCCUGCUCCUCCACUGGCCCCGCCCCUGGGUUAUUUUUUGUCUAGCCUCUCCCUCCAUUCCAAACCCCACCCAGUAUCCCAAGGUCCCUGACCCAGGGCCCCAACAGAACCCAGGAUGCAGAGUCCUGGUUCUGGGUUUCUAGUCCCCUCUCCCAUCCUGCAGGGACCUCCCACCACCCUUCAGAUACCCCAUCUGAGGGUCGCCAGGUUGAGCGCUGCUGCUUUCACUGCUGCACACAUGCCUCA
Myotis brandtii (Brandt's bat) is the source of this 1866-nucleotide messenger RNA. RefSeq names its product zyxin (gene ZYX). The record is from RefSeq and is a predicted model, not a curated record. Gene Ontology annotation, biological process: transforming growth factor beta receptor signaling pathway; integrin-mediated signaling pathway. Lineage: Eukaryota; Metazoa; Chordata; Mammalia; Chiroptera; Vespertilionidae. The transcript has 8 exons. The coding region runs from base 292 to 1554 and encodes 420 amino acids.